UUCCCCAGUUGUUUUUUUAGACAAAACGAAAGUAGAGUUUGUGGAUGUUUUUCUGACGUGUUUUUCUUGCUGAGGUUGCUAACCUUUGCAGUGAUCAACGAUUUAUUUCAAUCCGCUCAAGCCAGCACCAUAACAAUGGGAAACCUUUGCUGUAAAAUGCAAGACAAGAAGUAUAAGGAGAAGGCUGAGGCUAAAGCUGAUGGAAUUGAAACUGAAAACAAAAAAGAGCCGGCAAAAAAUGACAGAAAGAAAUCACCAACAUCCGAAGAUACAUCUGAACACAGCAAGAAAAUGUCACCAGGUGACCACGGGGAUACACAGUCGGAAACCACUGAUUCAGACUCUUCCGAUUCAAGUUGUGGUGGUGCAAAGAAGUCAAAACAUGGGGGUGUUACUGUUUAUAAGUCCUCAACAACAGUUGUCAAAGGAAACAAAUACAAAAUUGAUAACAAUCACGGCAAAUUACACAUUGGAGACAUAGGCACACAGAUUGUCAUUAAUAAAAAAAAAGUCAAGAUAUUCCAAAACGCAGGAUUUGAUGCUAAAAACGCGACUAUCUUGGAAAGAAAGUUAUGGGCGAGUAAUUCACCUACGGACUGUGGCAGUUUCAUCAACACCAGAGACAAACAUCUGGUUAUGGACUACGUGUUUAACCUUAAAGUGAAAUCAGACGCCACAGCUUGGGUUGGCAUCCUCAAGUUUCGGCACUCAUCUGGAACAUGCUUCCGUGUUGGCGCAAACAAAAUCAUGACUGCACUGCACGUGAUAAAAGGUUUUAUUGACUGUGAGUAUGCAUCGGUUCGUAACAUUUACAGGGAACGACCAUCCAAAAUGUUUUCGUCAGGUCGGCAGGCCAGUGAUUAUACCGACACAGAUGGACAUCAAGCUCACGAUCAGACUGUCCUUGCAUCCCUUGUAGAUGCCUAUGUUGACUUUCAGUAUCUUCGCGAGGACCACCAGUUUCCUCUCAGAACACGAUUCAAACUGAAGCCUCUGACUUCCCUUGGUGAUAUCCCUUUUUUUGACGAAGCAACAGAUUGUAUUGUUCUUGAACUUCUGAAAAAUGAUCAAGAAUCUCCAAUGCCAUCACCAUUUACUUUCUUUAGUUUUCCGCAGUUUGAUAAAUCUUUUCAUCUGAUUGGUCACCCUGAAGGGAAGAGGAAGAAAGUAGACCAGGUUAGCACAGCGCUUGAUGUUACAAAGGCAAAAACACAAGCAGACAUAAAACUAGUUCGAGAUAUGAGCAAACAAUUCAUUGAGGACAACGACAGGUCAGUAGAUGACUUCCCAUAUGAUUUCGAAGGAAGUGCAAAUGUAGAUAACACAUCUAGAUUCUUGUUUCACUGUUGCGUAGGGAAAGGUGCAUCAGGUUCACCAGGUGUUGUUGUUCAGGAUGAUGGCCGCGUUGUGGUUGUGACCAUGCUGUUACAUGGCUACCCGGACUGGUACUACAGUGAAAAAUCGGAUUCAUUCAGACAAGGAUGGCGACAAGAGUGCUGUGUUGAGCAAGGUGCUAACAUGAGAGCUGUUUAUGAAAAAAUGUUAUCCAACAAAACUCUUCGGGAUGAAAUUUUCCCGAUGAAAUGUUCUCCCACGGUUACCUAAAACCAUUUUGUUUUCAAAUGGAAAACUAUGCAACUUUUGCGUAAUAAAAUCAUAGUUUCAUUGCAAAACAACAUGUUAUUAUAACGAACAUGACUCAACGAUCCGGUGUAGUUUAGUUUUGCUGUGCUGAUUCAUAAAACGACACAGACAAGGAGUCAAAAGCCAAGGAUACCUAAAAGCACCGAACGUCAACAAGACACCUAUAUGACAUUAAAACAUUUUUCUAGAAGAUCGUUCAUGCAUAAUGUUAUAAAAUUGUUUUUUAGUUUUAAUAAUUUUAAGUAUGAAAUAUAAAAUAAUUAUUUACCGAGAAUAUAUCAUGUUUAUGUA
Molecule: messenger RNA, 1935 nt
Organism: Mya arenaria
Lineage: Eukaryota; Metazoa; Mollusca; Bivalvia; Myida; Myidae
Exons: 7
Coding region: 136-1605 (489 amino acids)
Source: RefSeq, a predicted model, not a curated record